This is a messenger RNA of Alternaria ventricosa, 471 nucleotides long. RefSeq lists its product as uncharacterized. The transcript has 2 exons. The coding region runs from base 1 to 471 and encodes 156 amino acids. NCBI's taxonomy places the organism in Eukaryota, Fungi, Ascomycota, Dothideomycetes, Pleosporales, Pleosporaceae. The record is from RefSeq and is a predicted model, not a curated record.
AUGAAGCAGAGUGAAGCCAUGUGGAUCAAGCUUGACGCAGACAGGCUGUACGUGAUCUGUAUCUACAUUGACAACGUGAACGUGGUAACAGGCCAAACAUCGCAAGUACAAGGCCAGCAAGAUUAUUUUAUCGUGCCGGAUCAGGCCUUCGUCAAUGGAUACAAGUCCAACAUCAAUGCGUUCACGAGACAGUUUCGCCGUCCACCGUAUGCACCGAAUUCUACACAGCAAGAUGCUCAGACCGUACGCUUCGAGGUAACCCCAUCCACGAACACUGGAAUACUGACAGGCAUCGGUAUGGGUGUUGAGGGUGAAGUACUUAACCGAACUGUAGUAACGUUACCCGGCAUGACUGUUAAGGAUUACACGAGGAAGUACGAACUUCAAUUCGAAGAUGGUGUUGAUGUCUCGGCUAGACUUACCAGUAAAGGGGAACAGGUUGACGGUAUUAGGAGCGAUCAUGUGGUGUAA